UCGAGUGGUCUACUUGCCUCUUUUUAUUUCCCAGCCGGCGACUUAUACACACUGCUUUACACCAUCAAACACAGCAUCCGCUCCAAACUUCACAGCGCGGCGGCAGAGGGACAACCUUGCAUGUACCGAGCGCCAUCAGAUAUCAUAACCUCAAUCGUCUUCAUAGAUUUCGCUAGGUUUCGUCAUCCAUCAUGAACGGAGAGUCAACACCCGCGUACUCUUCCAAGAAAGAGGCCCUUGACAUCCUGCACUAUCUCCGCAAGGAAUUCGACCCCAUAUCGCUACCCGCUGGAGUAGCUAGUCGAGCGGACCAUGUCCAGUUUGUCGCGGAGCGAGAUCUGCCCUACUUCCCCAUCCCUUUCAAAGAGACGGAAACAGCGGCUGCGCUGAAGGCUAUUGAAGGCUCGGUUGCGUCUCUCCUCGCCGAUACGCGGCAGGGCGAAUCUCCGUCAAAUAGGAAGAUCGUGGUUGACCUUGAGAAGACGACGGCGUUUCUGUUUCAAGCAUACCUGGCCAGGGUUGGAGGAUAUGGGAAGCUUGACAAGGAAGUGAAGGGGCUACUCAAAGACACGGAUUUGCUUCAAGCGCAGUCUGAUCCGUAUCGCCGCAUGUCUGCCAAUCUAUACGCCACCAAGACCCCCAACGAAUAUUAUCACAUCCACGGCUCGCUGGAAGCGUCGACAACGCUGCGAAUGAUUGGGCUGGAACCCUUUCGGCCUGACUUGAAGACGCACGAAGACAUUGUGCAGACGAUUGAGUCCGCGGUGAAGAAAUUUACAGUGGAUGAGCUCGAGAAGCUGAAUGCGGAGCAUAGACAAGCUGGUGUCAAGGCAUUUACUCACGCCGACUUUCUCAAGACUCCUCAUGGCAAGGCGAAUAUUGCGCUUCCGCCAUGGUCGGUCGAGGGCUUGGAGGAUCAAACGCCGCGGAUACCUCUCGCAGAGCAUCAGGGCAAUCGACUGCUAUCCGGCAUCAAGGUUCUGGAACUGUGUCGAAUCAUUGCCGGACCAACAAUCACCAGGAUUCUCGGCGAAUACGGCGCCGAAGUCAUCAAGGUGACGAGCCCGAACCUCAGCGACGUGCCAUUCUUCCAGGUCGACGGCAACAUGGGCAAGCGAGCGACGGACUUGGACCUCAAGACUCCGCAAGGGAGAGAAGCGUUUGAAACGCUACUGGGUGAGGCCGACGUCGUGGUCGACGGCUAUCGUCCUGGAGCCAUUGAAAAGCUGGGCUACGGACCAAAGCAGCUGUCCGAACUGGCCAUCAAGAGAGGCAAGGGGUUCGUCUAUGUCAACGAGAACUGCUUUGGUUAUGAAGGCGAGUGGGCGCACCGAGCUGGAUGGCAGCAGAUUGCCGACUGUGUGACGGGCAUCGCCUGGGAACAGGGCAAGUUCAUGGGCCGCAACGAGCCCAUGGUGCCCCCCUUUCCCAUAUCAGACUACGGAACAGGCUGCAUUGGCGCAAUCACCGCGCUGGUCGGCCUUUAUCACCGAGCAACCCGCGGAGGCUCGUGGCACGGCAAAGCCAGUCUCAUGCACUACGACCUCUUGCUGUUCAAAGUCGGCUUGCUGCCGGAGCAUGUCCAGCAGAAGCUCCGCGACACCAUGGGCCCAGAAGUUCUUGCGCUGCGGUACCACAACAGCGUGGACCAGAUCUCCGGGACCGUGCUGCGGCGGAUGCGGGAGGUCUAUCCUGGCUUUGUAGAGAAUCCAAAGUUUCUGGAUAAGUGGUAUGCCGACAAGUACAAGGCGGAGGUGCAUGUGGUGAAGCCGGUGGUGGAGGUUGAGGGCUUGGAGCUGGGGUUCAGACGGGCGAGUCGGCCGAAUGGCUCGGAUGAGGCGACGUGGGAGGUUGGUGAGGAGAAGGACUAUCGGCUUGAGUAG
Messenger RNA from Trichoderma reesei QM6a, 1883 nucleotides. RefSeq lists its product as uncharacterized. Gene Ontology annotation, molecular function: catalytic activity. The transcript is spliced from 4 exons. NCBI's taxonomy places the organism in Eukaryota, Fungi, Ascomycota, Sordariomycetes, Hypocreales, Hypocreaceae. The record is from RefSeq and is a predicted model, not a curated record. The coding region runs from base 192 to 1883 and encodes 563 amino acids.